UUUGCUUCUCCAGGUGGCGGCUCAGCAGAAGAUGAGACUGAAUUUUCUUCUCCAGGUGGCGGCAACCAAGCUAUAUAUGCUCAGGAAGUUCCAGUUCAAACCAAAUCAAAUUAAAGUGUUCAAUACAGUUUACAAGAAGAAUCUUCAAUAAGGAUAAAGGAAAGGGGAGAUGGGUUGGAGAGGGAUAUUGGGUUUUGAGUAUGGGAUAGUGCAGGCACCAUUGGGACCUGAUAUCUCCGGCCCGGAGCUUGUUGCCGCAGUUGCGAAUGCCGGCGGACUUGGUCUCCUUAGAUCCCCUGAUUGGGAGGAUCCUGAUCACAUUAGACAACUCAUAAGAAAGACUAGAACUUUGACAGACAAACCAUUUGGGAUUGGUUUAGUUCUUGCUUUUCCUCACAAGGAGAAUCUUAAGGCUAUACUAGAUGAGAAAGUUGCUGUUUUGCAGCUUUACUGGGGUGAAUGCACCAAGGAGCUAGUUCUCGAGGCUCAUAAAGCUGGGGUCAAGGUUGUGCCCCAAGUGGGGAGCUAUGAAGAAGCAAAGAAAGCUUUCGAUGUUGGUGUGGAUGCAAUUAUUGUCCAAGGUCGGGAAGCAGGAGGACACGUUAUUGGCCAGGAUGCUGUAAUGACCCUCGUGCCAAGAGUAGUUGAUCUAGUUCAUUCUCGUGGCAUACCGGUCAUAGCCGCUGGAGGUAUAGUGGAUGAGCGUGGCUAUGUUGCUGCUCUUGCACUUGGAGCUCAGGGCGUCGCACUGGGCACAAGGUUUGUUGCAACCGAGGAAAGCAAUGCGCACCCAACAUACAAGAGAAAGUUGGUUGAACUCGAUGAGACAGAGUACACCGAUAUAUUUGGUCGUGCUAGGUGGCCAGGGGCACCACAACGCACCUUAAAAACGCCAUUUUUCUUGAACUGGAGGGCACUUCCCAGUCAUGAGAACGAGGCAAACCAACCUGUCAUUGGCCAUUCAACCAUACACGCCAAGGAAAGGGAGAUUCGCCGCUUUGCAGGGCCUGUCCCAAAUGCAACAGCAAGCGGUGAUAUCGAGAGCAUGGCGAUGUAUGCCGGUCAGGGUGUUGGUCUUAUUAAGGAAAUUCUGCCGGCCGGUGAAGUGAUAAGUAGGCUUGUGAAAGGAGCUCAACGUUUGAUCCAUGAACAGUAUAUGUUACAGAAGCAAAUACCUUGAUGUUCACUGGUUUAACCUUUUCUUGUGACAAGGAAAAUCUGUAGUCACUAUCCGAGGGUGUUUACUAGGUAAACCUCUCUUUGUGACCUUAGCUGACAAAGAAAAUACUUUGUUAUGUUGUCUUCAUGUAAUCAUGUUAGCUGUAAUGCCUUAAUAAAAUGUCCCAAGAAGAAUGGGGAUGAAGAAAUAACCUUCAAAGUA
Molecule: messenger RNA, 1381 nt
Organism: Ipomoea nil (Japanese morning glory)
Lineage: Eukaryota; Viridiplantae; Streptophyta; Magnoliopsida; Solanales; Convolvulaceae
Product: nitronate monooxygenase
Exons: 6
Coding region: 170-1180 (336 amino acids)
Molecular function (GO): nitronate monooxygenase activity
Source: RefSeq, a predicted model, not a curated record